This is a messenger RNA of Knipowitschia caucasica, 969 nucleotides long. Lineage: Eukaryota; Metazoa; Chordata; Actinopteri; Gobiiformes; Gobiidae. The record is from the annotation of a GenBank genome assembly.
AUGUCUGCUGAGGCUUCAGCUGGCAGUCAUGCUGCUGUCUCUGCUCAGUGUGUGUCCCCCAGCACAGAGGACUGUUCACACAGGGGUCUUCUGGGCAGUAAAUAUGUCAAGUUGAAUGUUGGUGGCUCUCUGCAUUACACCACAGUCCAGACUUUGAGCAAAGAGGAGAGUCUACUGCGGAGCAUCUGCAACGGAGAAACUGAUGCAACCAUCGAUGCUGAAGGAUGGGUGGUUUUGGAUAGAUGUGGUCGACAUUUCUCAAUCGUUUUGAACUUUCUCCGAGAUGGGUCUGUUCCACUUCCAGAUGACCACCGAGAACUGGAAGAUAUUUUAAAGGAUGCUCAGUACUAUCGAGUUCAGGGGCUCAUCCAGCAUUGCCUCAGUGCCAUGCAGAAACAAAAAGAUAUUUUGGAGACUGUGUGCCGCAUCCCGAUGAUCACCUCAGCCAAAGAAGAGCAGAAGAUGAUUUCCACAUGUAGGAAGCCUGUUGUGAAGCUUCAGAACAACAGAGGGAAUAACAAAUACUCAUACACCAGUAACUCUGAUGACAACCUGCUCAAGAACAUCGAGCUGUUUGACAAACUAGUCUUACGGUUUAACGGCCGAGUGCUCUUCGUGAAGGACGUGCUCGGGGACGAGAUCUGCUGCUGGUCGUUUUACGGAGAAGGACGAAAGAUCGCGGAGGUUUGCUGCACGUCUAUUGUCUACGCCACUGAGAAGAAGCAGACCAAGGUGGAGUUUCCAGAGGCCCGGAUCUUUGAAGAAACCCUGAACAUUCUGAUUUAUGAGAAUAGCAGAAUUUCGGGGGGAGUGCAUCUCCUGGAUUCAAAGGGGCCAUCACUCGGAGCUGGACAGUCUGAAGAGGAGGGGGGCACGGGGGGAGACCACAGGGUCCGAAGAAUCCACGUGAGACGCCACAUCAUGCACGACGAGAGGGGCCACGGCCAACAGACUGUGUACAAGGACUAG